AUGAUCCCGCGGAGGUCGCAGGGGCCUAUGCUUGUGACGCCUCCGCAUCCUGUGGAGGUCAAUGUGGGAGUGGGGUUGCGGCUCCACAACCCCAUGAAGGUCACCAUGGGAUUACGAUGCUUCCACAAAGGUCAACGUGGAAUCAUAGCGGCUCACUUUGCUAGUGUCAGGCUACCGGCGGAACAACAAAUUUUGCUCGUUACGCAUAUGGUUGCAUAUGCCGCCUAUGGCACACUGAUUACUGAAGCGGAUGCAUCAAAAGUUGGUGAUGAUGACUUGAUAGUCAAAGUGGGAAUGUGCAUGCAGGAACAAGUGAAAGCGAGGUCACUUUGUCACAAGAACAAUAUGACAAUGACAACAGACUUACAAAACUUUCAGGAUACUAGAAGGAAAAAUGCAACUAUUCCUAGUAGUGCUAAUUCUUUUAGCGAUGAAGAGGAGACAAGAUCAGCAUCAAUCUCCCUGUCUGCGGCUACUACAAAUAUUGUGGAUGAAGGAAUAGACUCUCCUUCAAGCGAGGAAACGGAAAAAAAUAUGAAAUGGAAUGAAAUUGUGGAGAGUUUUGAGCCUGAAGAAACCAAUAAAGCUAGAGGUCGGAAAAGAACAGCUCCUAGAGGAAGGGGUAGAGGUUCGACAUCAUCUUCAAAGAGAGGGUGGAAAUCAGACUUCAGUUUCAUCCACAUGUUUAUGAACAAGGAUGAUUAUGAUGAAGAUGAUGUAGAAUUCAGUCCAAAUGGAUUUCCGGAGUGGAUGGCUAUCACCAGCACCCCACGUGUUCGGCUCUGCCGCUCCCUCUUUGCAACCAAUCCACACAACUCCUCAUCCCCGGGCCCCACCAUCGCUCCCCAUAAACCAACAAACAAAAAUGAGCUACCCACAACCAAACCCAACUCCCUCCUUCCCCGUUCCCCCGUGGGCUCCUCAUUCACACCCUCCCCUCGAUCUACUCUCCACCACCUUCCAAUUAUCCUCCUCCUCCUCCUCUUCAGAUCUCCGGCCUCGUCCCCCUCUUUUCCCUACCACCACCCUCCGAUUAUGCGCCUCUUGUUGUUCUUGUGGCUGCUCGCUCUCGCCUGGCCGGCGGCAGCGACGGAAGUCAGCAGCGCCUACGAGGCGCUGCGCUCCCACGGGCUUCCCAUCGGGCUCCUGCCCAAGGGCGUGCGGGACUUCGCCAUGGACGACGACGGCCGCUUCGAGGCGCGUCUGGAUACUCCGUGCAUCGCCAACUUCGAGAGCGAGAUGCGGUACAACGCUAGCGUCGCCGGCACCAUCUCCGCCGGACAGAUCGCGGGCCUCACCGGCGUUGCCGCCCAGGACCUCUUCCUCUGGUUCCCUGUCCUCGCCAUCCGCCUCGACAACCAGACCUCCGGCAUCAUCCACUUCGACGUCGGCGUCGUCGACAAGCGCUUCCCCCUCUCCCUCUUCGAGUCCCCUCCCGACUGCUCCCCCGACUCCUCGCAGAGCCAACCGGGCGAGCUACGCUACCAACUCGAAGGCCAAGACGCCUCCAUCUGAAACCAUCGCAGUCGUCGGCGCUCGUCAGUAAUGGUCCUACGUAGCUUGGCUUUGGCUUGCUUAGAUGUAUAUGUCUGCUUUGUUUGUAGCAAACCCACCCACCCCCCUCUGCUCCUGUGAAUUCUCUUUUCUCCAUAGAAGAAUGAUGGCGAUGAGGGACUCGCCUAAUGUGCAAACACAAUUCGUCCAAGAACGGAUUGGAGAGCAUCCGUUCUUGGAUUAUAAGAGAUUCCCUAGUGUUCCUUUUUCCAACCAAUGGAUUAUACUACAGAUGUUUAUACCAGUUGCUACUCCCUAAUCACGAUCGCAACUAUCGAAUUAGUUGGUAGAAGGCGACGUGUAUGCAGUGGAUAGCCUGGGGGUUGAUCCACACCAAAUAUCUUUCCUAUAGUUUCUUAUUUUUGUGAGUGGUAAAUGAAUUGAAUCUUUCUGUAUAUGCUGGAACCAUCUGUCUGUAUGUAGUCAAAACCUAGGAAACUGUUGGAUCUUGGAAAAUAUAUAUUCUAUUGAUUGCAAGAAUGACACUCUUCUCUUU
This is a messenger RNA of Zingiber officinale, 2050 nucleotides long. RefSeq lists its product as uncharacterized. Lineage: Eukaryota; Viridiplantae; Streptophyta; Magnoliopsida; Zingiberales; Zingiberaceae. The record is from RefSeq and is a predicted model, not a curated record. The coding region runs from base 1 to 1515 and encodes 504 amino acids. The transcript is spliced from 9 exons.